AUGGACGUCGAACCCUCAAACAUUUCUUCGAGCCCACUAGGAUCAGCGAGUGAACUCCCCGCUCCCGCUCCGUCUUCAUCGAGAUCGAAAGCACGAGGGUCGAAAGCGAGAAUGAUGACUGUCGGUGGAAAUCGGUUCGAGGCGCCCAGCCACUCCAUUCGGCACAAAGCAGACUCCUUCCGCUCCUCAGGCUCGCGCCGCGGAAAUCCUACCGCCACUGAAUGGUUGUCUAAUUCUUUCGAUGAUAAUCAAAUGAGUCCAAGGAGUGCGACGAAAAUAGUCGAUAAGGAGCUCGCCUCCCAAUAUAACGACUUUGGGGAUCCAUUUUUGGACGCCGAUUCGUCAAAUAGCAAUAUGUCACCCCUCAACAACACUUCUACUGCUGAAACGAUUCCUGGAACGGCCACGAGCUCUGAACCUCAAACCAGCUAUACUCCAGAAACUGCCAUUGUAGCUGAAAACGACCCAAGUACCGCGAUCGCUUCUCCCCCAGGCUCGCCUAUCGCUUCAUAA
Puccinia triticina is the source of this 513-nucleotide messenger RNA. RefSeq lists its product as uncharacterized. The transcript is spliced from 2 exons. The record is from RefSeq and is a predicted model, not a curated record. Bases 1 to 513 code for a protein of 170 amino acids. Lineage: Eukaryota; Fungi; Basidiomycota; Pucciniomycetes; Pucciniales; Pucciniaceae.